CAAUGUCAAAAUCCUAACCUAAUUUGUAUCAUCGGUUCACGAUUCACGUCGCAUUAUCGACAGUGAUUUAAUUAUUUUGUUACCUAGUUUCAGCAGUUAAUUACACAUAAUGGCUAAAGUGAAAAAUAAGAGAAACUCGGGCCUUGCGGACAAAGUCCACAACAAGAAGAAAUCUGAAAUAAACAAGAAAAAGCUGAAUCCUUUCGAAGUCCACAUUAACAGGGAGAAACUUAAAGUUUUGGGUAAAAAAUCGAAGCAUGACAGAGGUUUGCCUGGUGUGUCGAGAGCUAAAGCUAUACAGAAGAGAAAAGAGACGUUAGGUACAGAAAUGAAGCUGAUGCAUAAGACCAAUGCGUUCAUAGACCGUCGUAUUGGUGAGAAGAGCGCCCAGCUGUCUGCUGAAGAGCGUAUGGUGGCUCGAUUUGCAGCAGAACGGGUAAAGCAGCAUAAUAAGAAGAAUAUUUACAAUCUCGCCGAUGAUGAGGUUUUAACUCAUAGAGGACAAACACUAGAGCAAAUAGAAAAGUUUGAUGAUCCAAGAUCUGAUGAUGAGGAGGAUGAAGAUGGCAGGAAGUUUGGUGGUCUGGGUGAUGAAUUCGUAGCAGAUGGUCAUUUCGGUGGAGGAAUGCUAUCCAAAACAGAUGCCAAAGAUGGUGCGAAAUCUCACAAGGACCUCAUAGAGCAAUUGAUAGCGGAAUCUAAGAAGAGAAAAGCAGAGAAACAGAAAGAAAAAGAACAAACUCUAGAUCUGACAGAGAAGUUGGACUCGGAGUGGAAAGAUCUCCAACCUGUUGUGUUUAAGAAGAUGAAGACAGAAGAGUCUGCUAUUGAAAAGCUUUUAAGUCAAGCGGAAAAGAAGAAUAUGGACUAUGAUAAGAUGAUGAGAGAACUUAAGUUUGAGAAGAGAGGCACUCCCUCAGAUGGUCUAAAAAGUGACGAAAAGCAAGCAAAGGAAGAGAGGGCGAGGUUAGAGCAGUUGGAGAAAGAAAGAGAACUGAGGAUGAUGGGAGAAGAAGAGCAGAUUGCGGUUAAAAGCAAACAAACAAAAGUGAAACACAGAUCGGCCGAGGAUUUGGAUGAUAAUUUUGAGUUGGAUGAUGAACAUGAUUUCAUGCUCGCUUACGAUAAGGAUGGAAAACCAUUGGUGCCUGAGAAAGUGUUGAAAGAUUUUUCAGUACCAAAUGCCAAACCGAAAUUCGAUGAUGGAAUAUCAGAUACGUCUGAUGAAGAAGAUGAAGGAGACGAUGACAGUGAUGAUGAAGAGAAUCAAGAUCAAAGUCAAAGUCAAAAUGACGAUGAAUCUGAUGACGCCAGCGACAAAAGCGAAGACAGCAAUAAGAAAACUAAAUCAAAAGAUAAAAACAAAGUCAAAUUAGUUUCAAAUAAAAACGAUGACUCAUCUAAUGAUGAUGAAUCAAGUGAUGACGACAGCGAAGAUAUAAAACCAGAAGCCAAAAACCAGAAGCCAGAAGUCAAAAGUAAAGCUAAAGAGAAACCAAAAGAAAAUGGACAUAAACCAGAAGAGAAGAAAACAAAGAAGACUGAAGAAGACACAAUACUAUUCCAGAAUUCUAAAGAUGAUGAUUCUAGUGAUGAUGAUGAUGAUGGGAGUGAGGAAGAGAGUGAAGAAGAUGAGGAUGAGGAUGGUGAAGGAAAUGAAGUAGACUUGAAUAACCUGAAUGAUUUGAAGGAAUCUGAUGGUGAAAGUGAUGUAGAACAGGAACCGGAGGAUGUUGAGAAGAUUGGUUCCUUCUUUGAUGUUGAUGAUGGGGAGGGAGAUAAAUUGAAGGAAUUAUUAACUGGAAAGACCCCAGCCCAACAAGCCAGUGCCUUACAAAACCUAAUAAAAAGCUACGACCCAAGUCUAUCAGAGAAAAAUAAGGACAAACUUACAAAACUAUUUGCGUACAUGUUACAGUAUAUUAAUGACUUGUUUAGCGAUUUAAAGGAAGAGAGUGACGUCAUCAAAGCGUUUCUCAUCUUCGACAGACUCGCCCCAUACUUCUAUGAUCUGUCGCAAACAAAUAAAGUGUCAUCUAAAAAGUACAUAGCAGAGUUACUAAAAGAAAAAUAUGGACAGUACAAAAAGCGGCAAAAGCGUGUUCCUGACAUGGAUACGUUAAUAUUUUUCAAAUUAAUAUCUUUAUUAUAUCCCACAUCGGAUUUCCGACAUCCGAUCACGACGCCAUCUAUGAUAUUUAUGACAGAAAUCCUAACUACAUGUAGAUUUAACGACGCUUACUCAAUAUCCAGAGGUUUAUUCGUAACUACUCUCCUUUUAGAAUACACAAUUUUAUCUAAAAGAUUAGUACCAUCUGCCAUCAACUUUUUAAGAGGCAUUUUAUAUUUAAGCGCUAAUGUUACAGUUCUAAAUCCCAUACAAGUUGUACCGCCUUUUAGGUUACAUAAAGAUUCUAAGAUUUUGAAUUUAGAAGAAGACUGUUCGAAAAUGGACGUUGAAGGCAAGAUGGCGGCGCGAGAUUUUACUCUAACAGAAAUCAACAAUGAUUUUAAAAUACGUUGUUUGUCGACAAGUAUGGGGAUUUUGAAGGAAUUCUUUGAUUAUUUUAAUGAUAUUGAGGCACAGGUUUAUUUGUUUGAGCCUCAUUUGAAGUUGGUAGGUAGGAUAGACUUGGAUUUGUAUCCUGCGAAGGUAGCUAAUAGGGCGAAUCAAAUUAUUAAGUACAUGAGGGCUGGGUUGGAGGUGAAGACCUUCACUCCUCUUACCAGGGAGAAGAAGAGGCCGAAAGCUUUGAGGUUGUACGAACCGGACAUCCAGGAAGUGUUCACGGGUAGCAAGAGUGCUAAACUAUCUCGGGAACAAGCAGAGUCCCAGCGUCUGAAGACCAAGUACAAGAAGGAGAUGAAGGGAGCGCUGCGAGAGAUCAGGCGAGACAAGUCUUACAUCGGCUCCGUCAAGAUACGGCAGAAGAUACAUAGCGACAACAUAAGAAAAGAGAAGGUGAAACAAAUCUACAAGGAUGCAUCAAUACAGCAGGGCGAGCUAAAUAAAUUAAAACGCAUAAAAUAAUACUUUCGUGUAUAGUGUAUAUUUAUUGAUUAAGUGAAAUAUAAAUGUACAAUACUAAAAAUAAA
Messenger RNA from Spodoptera frugiperda (fall armyworm), 3096 nucleotides. Its product is annotated as nucleolar protein 14 homolog. The record is from RefSeq and is a predicted model, not a curated record. Gene Ontology annotation, biological process: maturation of SSU-rRNA. The transcript is spliced from 10 exons. The coding region runs from base 110 to 3031 and encodes 973 amino acids. Lineage: Eukaryota; Metazoa; Arthropoda; Insecta; Lepidoptera; Noctuidae. Gene Ontology annotation, cellular component: nucleolus; small-subunit processome; Noc4p-Nop14p complex.